UACAGAAUACUACUAACUAGACAUAUGAUUUACCUUUAGGAAUUGGGUUUGAAUAUUGAAUUAUACUUUGGAAGAAUCAGAGUUAAUAGUUAUAAUAAAUAAUUGUAUAGUUAUUAAAGUUAUAAACCUACAAACAAGGGUGUUAUUAAUUACUAUAAUCCAGAUAUCUUUUGAUUAGUGAGGACGAUAUAUUCUCAUAAUACAUAAUUAUGGAAUUAAUUAUUAAGGUGCACUUAUUUAGAAGCCCCUACACUAUGUGUUAUAUAUCAGAAAAUAAGAUGAUAUUGUCUGAAGAACAAGUUAAGUCAUUUGGUCUGAAAAAUGCCUGCGGAGAUAAAAUUGAUGAAAACGAUUUUAAGAUUGUUCCUAAACAAAAAAAUAAUUUCAAACUGAACACAACUGCUUUCUUUCUGCAAGCAUUUGUAAAAGAAUGUUUUAAUUCAGAUAUAUACAGAAGAAAUGUUUUAUGCAGUAUGAGUAAGAUUUGUGGGACAAGUACUGAACCAAUGUUUUUAAAAUUAAUUUUAGAACCUCCUGAUAAAGAAGUUAUUGAUUAUGGCUGGAAUAUGAGAAUUGCACAGUUAUUAUGGACAAAGAUGGAAGUAGAAAAUGCAUUUGCUUGGCUCUCAACACUUGGAGGAGCAUAUUCUGCAUUAGGAGACUACUUUGCAUAUUGUGCUGACGAGGCAGCAAGAAUAUCAGUUAAGCAGUACAAAUUAUCUAAAAUGCUGGGAGACGAAAGUUUAGCACAACGCAGUAAACUCUAUUCAGCGAUAGCAUUUGCACAGAAAGGCAACUUGAAACUUGCUAGGCAUAUUGUACGAUCUGUUGCGGAAUUUGCUAGAUCUACUCAAGAUAUACGGCUGAAUCGAAUGUGUCAAGGAGUCUGGGCGAAACUUCAGUAUUUAAGGCAGGAAUAUCAGAAUAGUGACAAAAGUGUUGCUGUCUUAGAUAAAUAAUAUGAAAAAUAAACAGUUUAUUUAUUGUUGUUAAA
Messenger RNA from Leptidea sinapis, 994 nucleotides. RefSeq lists its product as uncharacterized. NCBI's taxonomy places the organism in Eukaryota, Metazoa, Arthropoda, Insecta, Lepidoptera, Pieridae. Bases 210 to 959 code for a protein of 249 amino acids. The record is from RefSeq and is a predicted model, not a curated record. The transcript has 3 exons.